Molecule: messenger RNA, 1054 nt
Organism: Tupaia belangeri chinensis (Chinese tree shrew)
Lineage: Eukaryota; Metazoa; Chordata; Mammalia; Scandentia; Tupaiidae
Product: testisin
Biological process (GO): proteolysis
Molecular function (GO): serine-type endopeptidase activity
Source: RefSeq, a predicted model, not a curated record
GGCGCCCUACCGCGGAGCCGAGGCCAUGGGCGCGCGGGUCCGGGCGCUGCUGCUGGCGCUGCUGCUGUGGCUGGUGGGGCUGGAGCAGCUGGAAUUACAGGAAACGAACCUGAUGGCAGGGCCCUGCGGCCACCGGAGCAUCCCGUCGCGCAUCGUGGGGGGAGGCGGGCGUUGGCCAUGGCAGGGGGGCCUCCGUCUGUGGGGCAGCCACGUUUGCGGAGCAAGCCUGCUGAGCCGCCGCUGGGUGCUCACGGCCGCGCACUGCUUCGACAAGUCUACUGACCCCUAUGAGUGGACAGUCCAGUUUGGUGAGCUGACUGCCAGUCCAGCUUUCUGGAACCUGCAGGCUUAUUACAACCGCUACCAGGUGGAGCAUAUCCACCUGAGCCCCAGGUACCUGGGGACUGUGCCUUACGACAUCGCCCUGCUCAGACUGGCCUCCUCCGUCAGCUACUCCAGCACCAUCCAGCCCGUCUGCAUCCUGAACUCUACCUUCGAGUUUGAGAACCGGACCGACUGCUGGGUGACCGGCUGGGGGGACAUCCAAGAGGACGAGGUGCUGCCAGCCCCCUACAACCUCCAGGAAGUGCAGGUCUCCAUCAUAAACACCUCCAUCUGCAACCACCUGUACCAGCAGUCGGACUUCCGCGUGGACAUCUGGGGAGACAUGGUGUGCGCGGGCGACCCCCAGGGCGGCAAGGACGCCUGCUUUGGUGACUCCGGCGGGCCCUUGGUCUGUGACAAGGAAGGCCUGUGGUACCAGGUUGGAAUCGUGAGUUGGGGAACGGGCUGCGGCCGGCCCAACAGGCCCGGCGUCUACACCAACAUCAGUCAGCACUUCAGCUGGAUCCAGACCCUGAUGGCCCGCAGCAGCUCUCCGAAGCCAGAGCCGAAACCCCCCCUGCUGCUGCUGCUCACUCUCCUCAGGGCUGCCUGCCUCUUGCCCCCGGCCUGAGCCCGCUGGGGCUCUGGUCCCCUGUCCUGGUGAUUAAUAAACGCAUCGGAGCUGGCGCCUCCCCCGCCUUCCUCACCCCGGCGGCUGCCACGGCUCCCU